Messenger RNA from Punctularia strigosozonata HHB-11173 SS5, 968 nucleotides. RefSeq lists its product as uncharacterized. The transcript has 3 exons. Bases 368 to 766 code for a protein of 132 amino acids. The record is from RefSeq and is a predicted model, not a curated record. Lineage: Eukaryota; Fungi; Basidiomycota; Agaricomycetes; Corticiales; Punctulariaceae.
GUUUGAACGACGUUCUCCACCGCGCUGCUGGAUAUAUGGCAUGCUUGGACGCUGUUCACGCUGCUCGUGCAAAUGGUCUUCCAACGGAGAUGAUAUGCAGGCUGAUGCCAAGUGCAUGGGAUAUACUUUGGUCAAAAGGAAGAGGGCGGAUCGGUGCCCUUGAAACCAGGGUGCAGCUCCGAAGGCUGUCAGACUGCUUCUGCGCUUCUCUGCCUCAACUUCAUUGCCGAUGGCCGCCAUGUUCACUAUAAAACGAACGCGCCAUCCCCGUCCACCGCAUCCGUUCCCUUCCUCUUUUCUCUGACCCUUGUCGUUGCCACCGUCGCUCGCUCUCUCCCUCUACGACCCAAGCAAACCACCAGCCGUAAUGAUGUUCAAGUCCUUUGCCGCUGUCCUCUUUGCCGCCGCCGGCCUCGUCGCUGCGACGCCCAUUGUCCACCCCACCGAGGACAUUGUGUUCACGCCGACCAUCACCGAUCCCACCGCGGUCACCACCUGGGCUGUCGGCAGCAACCAGACCGUCACUUGGGACACGAGCAAGAUUCCUGCCGAGGCUCAGAACUCGACUGGUGUCUUACUCCUUGGUUACCAGCAGUCGGAUGACGACAGCGAGCACCUCGACAUCGCACACCCUCUUGCCGCACAAUUCCCCAUCUCCGCCGGCUCCGUCGCUGUCACCGUCCCCAACGUGACCACUCGCAACGACUACAUUGUCGUCCUGAUCGGUGACUCUGGAAACAAGUCCCCCAAGUUCACCAUCCAGUGAACGCGCGCAACUCGCGUCUUGGGCGACAUAGGGGGGGAUUGUUGGCUACCACUGGAAUCACGGACGCUAUCGGACACUUGAGCUCGUCGACUUACUCUCGUCAUGAGUCUACAAAUCAUUUACGGACUAUGAUCUGCAUGCUAUCUCAGCCGAUGUUUCGCUGUCGUUACCUAUCAUAAUUGACAUUGUUGGGAUCAGCUCU